UUUGCUUUAAAAUAGACAGCCAGUAUGGCCGAUGAUGAUCAUGAUAUGGACAAUUUUGAUGAUGACUUGGAUGAUGUUGAUGAUGAUGAACCUUUAGAUGAACAUAUACAAUCUCAGGAGGGAGAUGGUCAGAUGGAGAUUCUGGCCGCAGAGGCUGGCCAACCAACUGAACCAGCUAGAAGGAUCACCACACCAUACAUGACCAAAUAUGAAAGGGCAAGAGUGUUAGGAACAAGGGCUCUGCAAAUUGCGAUGUGUGCCCCUGUAAUGGUUGAGUUAGAAGGAGAGACAGAUCCACUUGUUAUUGCCACAAAAGAAUUAAAAGCAAGAAAAAUUCCAAUGAUAAUCAGACGCUAUUUACCGGAUGGCAGUUUUGAAGACUGGGGCAUUGAUGAACUUAUUAUUACAGAAUGAAUUUUAAUAUUAGUGACAUAAGGGCAAAAUCUGGUAAAUUUUCAAGGACAACACACUAACCCGAGACUAAGUGAUAAAUGUUUAAUGAUGCAUACGAUUAAAAAAGAGUCACAAACUUGUAAAAGGCAUCUUCAAUUAAGAAACAUGGUCAAGAUUUCAAUUAACAUGUUUAAAUGAUAUUUAAAGAUUACAAAUAUCAGUAUGUAAAUUUGGUUGAUGGCUUGUGCUGGCACAGUAAGAUAGCCAGAUUCAGUUAACUGGUGAUUUUAUCUUAUUUUUCAUUGUAUAAACCAUUUUCAUUUGUUUUGAAUUAUGUUGUAUAAUAAAUGAAAAUAAUCGUAA
This is a messenger RNA of Ruditapes philippinarum (Manila clam), 756 nucleotides long. RefSeq names its product DNA-directed RNA polymerases I, II, and III subunit RPABC2-like. Gene Ontology annotation, cellular component: RNA polymerase I complex; nucleus; RNA polymerase III complex. NCBI's taxonomy places the organism in Eukaryota, Metazoa, Mollusca, Bivalvia, Venerida, Veneridae. Gene Ontology annotation, biological process: DNA-templated transcription. The record is from RefSeq and is a predicted model, not a curated record. Gene Ontology annotation, molecular function: DNA-directed RNA polymerase activity; DNA binding.